AUGCCUGCCACAAGCAGCCCCGGUGUCGCAAACGCUGCCGCUGCUGCUGCUGCUGCUGUUGAUGAUGAUGACGACCCCAGAGGCGGAGCAAUAGACAAGGGGCCAGGCGGAGGCGGCGAUGAAAACCACAAAGGUGCCCAGUCCUCCACUCGCGAGGCCUCCAGGCGGCUGCCACCUUCGGCUUUUCUCAAGACGAAUCCAAUCUAUGGUGCUGCUACCGAUUCGGUUGACGACCGCCUGACGCCGCCAUUGGGACGAGAUCCACCAGCAGCGAUCCACGGAGUCGACGAGCACAAGAAGGUGCCAAGAGCUUCUCUCCCGGAGGAUCCAUUCUUGUCGAGUGCUGCUCGUCGGAGCGGCAAUGAUCGAAGAGCCCAGGAACAGGCUUUGGAUCCAGUGUCUCAUCGUGGCACUGUGUUCGAUCCUGGAGAUGCUUUCGUUGUUCGGCUCGCGGCAGCAGCGGAGAAGCAAGUUGAGAUGGAGAAGCACAUGCAAAGGAUCACCGAGUUUGGGAUGAGGAGGCCCGGCAACAAGCACUCCCACAGGAUCCGUGAGGUGGAGAAUCUGGAGAAGCCCGUGGUUGAGGCAAAUCACUCGGCCAAUUCUGGAGGUUCGCAUUUGGCUGCUUGUGUACACGACUCAGAUGCCAAGGCACAGAAUGAAGAUUCAUGA
Molecule: messenger RNA, 672 nt
Organism: Selaginella moellendorffii
Lineage: Eukaryota; Viridiplantae; Streptophyta; Lycopodiopsida; Selaginellales; Selaginellaceae
Exons: 4
Coding region: 1-672 (223 amino acids)
Source: RefSeq, a predicted model, not a curated record